AUGGAUCCUGUACUGCUCACAACUGAAAAGAUCUCACUAAAGGCUGCUCUCAAACGUGUACCUGGUGCGGGAUGGGCGAUGGGCUGCGGAUCUUAUAUUUUUCUGGAGCGAAGUUUUGACCACGACAAGGCCACAAUGGAAGCAUGCGUAAAAUACUAUAAACAGUCUGGAAACAGUUACCAGGUUCGUUGA
Messenger RNA from Cooperia oncophora, 192 nucleotides. The record is from the annotation of a GenBank genome assembly. NCBI's taxonomy places the organism in Eukaryota, Metazoa, Nematoda, Chromadorea, Rhabditida, Trichostrongylidae.